Molecule: messenger RNA, 1157 nt
Organism: Ruditapes philippinarum (Manila clam)
Lineage: Eukaryota; Metazoa; Mollusca; Bivalvia; Venerida; Veneridae
Source: RefSeq, a predicted model, not a curated record
GUGCGCUUGAUGUUGUUCUUGGCCUCCCAACAGCUCUUGACAACGCCAUGGUUACCCGUGAAGCGGAAGUACUUCUGUUGUCACGAGAAAACUUUGAUCGACUAUUUAUGCGGAAGUAUGCCCAGGCUACAAUGAAAAAACUUCGAGAUCGCCUGAUAAUGAGAUUAUACUUGUACAUACAUAGAGCAGAGUCAUCCAAUAAAUCUCUGACGUCACCAUUUCUGAAGUUUUUAACAUUCCUGCUUCAAGAUGACAGUGCUGUUGAAGACUUAAAGAAAAAGAAACGAAGAGAAAGAGAAAUCAAGAAAGGUCUUAUACAUAACUUAGACGAUGCUGAUGAUAUCGACGCUAAAGACGCUCGAGAAGCAGAACAAAUUUCUGGAAUGUUGAAAAUGCUGGAUAUGAAUCCUAAAACUUCACAUAUUAGAUUACCAACUGUAGAGAGUAGUCAAAAGGUUAUAAAUGAAAUCGAAGCAGGAUUAAAAAACUGGGUUGACACUACACGAGGAGGUGGCUCACCAUUACCAACUCAGAAAAAUCAUUUGACCGCGCCGUCAGCUGGAGCUAGACGCAAAUCAUUCCAAGAAGACUUCAUGAAACCUAUUUUUCAUCAGACGUCUUCUUUGGCAAGACCAAAAACUCCACAAAAAUGAUAUUUUGAGAGGCUUGACUACUUGGCAUAGCUUCACGAUGGUCCUUCUUGAGGGUUAUAGUUUAAAAUACUUGAAAGAACAGGAAGCUUCUUUGUUAGCGAUUGUUGAAAACACUUUGACUUAUAUUAAUACAUGUAUAAACAUUUUUACCAGAGGAAUUUGUUUCAUCUUUUAGGCGUUAUAUUUUACUAUAUUUAUUGAUUUUACUAUAUUUAUUGAUUUUUCUAUAUUUAUUGAUAUAAGUCUAUUCUCAAUGUGUCUCAUAUAACAUUUACUGUAAAUUCCUGCUUACCUUGAAAUGUAAAUUUUACUUAUUAUGAAAUAUAAUAUCAUGAUAUACAUUUUGUAAUUAUCAUAUAUUUUUAUAAUUAUUUUUUAUAUAAACACCGUCAAAUUUGAAAGUAUAGCAUCAAAGGGCUAAAAUGACAUAUAAGUCUUUUGUAAACAAAACAUACAGAUGGUCUUUUUGUCUUUAAACAGAUUUUUUGACUGAUAAAUUCGCUU